Molecule: messenger RNA, 1937 nt
Organism: Nelumbo nucifera (sacred lotus)
Lineage: Eukaryota; Viridiplantae; Streptophyta; Magnoliopsida; Proteales; Nelumbonaceae
Product: protein SAR DEFICIENT 1-like
Biological process (GO): regulation of salicylic acid biosynthetic process
Cellular component (GO): nucleus
Molecular function (GO): DNA-binding transcription factor activity; sequence-specific DNA binding; calmodulin binding
Source: RefSeq, a predicted model, not a curated record
CAAGGCUGAUAUAUAUCAAGGCCUCAUUCUUCUAAGCUUUUCUCAACAUAUCCAUCUCGAUCUUUCAGUCGUCUCUGCGCAAUUCACUUGAUCAAAGGAUGGCAGCCAAAAGGCUUCUUGAUGGAUCUGGUCGGGACCCAGCUGAACCGGAUGGCAAAAGGAUGAGAACACGACCUUCUUUUGCUGCUGUAAUUUCAGAAGUUGUGAUGGUGAAAUCGUUACAGAACUUCUGUUCAGCCUUGGAACCGCUGCUUAGAAAAGUGGUUAAUGAGGAGGUGGAGAAUGGGGUAAGACGCAGUGCACGCUUGCUUCAGAGGUCUCCUUCAUUGCAACUCCGAGCGCUUGAGCCAUCAAACUACAAACUGAGCUUCAGCAAUAAGCUCUCACUUCCAGUGUUCACGGGGAGCAAAAUUGAAGAUGUGGACAACAAACCACUUCAAAUCUUUCUCAUGAACACUGAAGGCGAUAGAGAGUUUCAGACUUCCCUCCCUCAACCCAUCAAGGUAGAGAUCGUGGUCCUCGAUGGGGACUUCCUUUCCGAUGACCGUGAGAAUUGGAGUGGUGAAGAAUUCAAUAACAAAAUUGUUCGAGAAAGAACUGGUAAGAGGCCGUUGCUCGCCGGAGAGGUGUUUGUAACCUUGAGGGACGGCUCUGCUUCGAUUGGGGAAUUGUCGUUUACCGACAACUCAAGUUGGAUUCGGAGCCGGAAUUUCAGGUUGGGUGCAAGGGUGGCUCCAGGGAGUUACCAAGGUGUUAGGAUACGUGAAGCUAAGACGGAGCCGUUUAUGGUUAAAGAUCAUCGGGGAGAAUUGUACAAGAAGCAUUACCCUCCGAUGCUGACCGACGAGGUAUGGCGUCUGGAGAAAAUAGGAAAAGAUGGGGCCUUCCACAAGAAGCUUAUCUCAGAGUCCAUUGGCACAGUCCAGGACUUCUUGAAGCUAUGGGUUGUUGACUCUGCCCAGCUUAGAAAUAUACUUGGCUUAGGGAUGUCGGACAAGAUGUGGGAGACAACCAUCAAACAUGCCAAGACGUGCCUCCUUGGCAACAAGCUGUAUAGGUUCCGUGGACCUCGGUUCACCUUAAUAUUGAAUCCUAUAUGCCAAGUUGUAGAGACAAUGCUCGACGGAAAGACGUACUCGGCUUGUGAGUUAACUCCAUUUCAUAGGGCACACAUUGAGCAGUUGGUUAAAAAUGCAUAUAGGCAAUGGGAUUCACUAGAAGAAGUUGAUGGACUACUCACUGAGAAUGCUUUAUUAGGUCCAGGUGAUAUGGAGGCCUAUUCCACUCGUCAUCAAAACAUUAUAAUGUCAAACCAGCAGAGUGAGUUUUCCACUGAGGCAUUCAUUGAGGUGGGCACCGUACCAAGCAAUCCAUUUUUGGCAUACAACAGUUGGCCACAAAACCCAACAUAUUUCACCUCGCAAAUUGAGAGCAGCAGUGCCUAUAACAUGUCAGAGUCCUCAUCUGAUGGCGAUUCCACACCUUCACUAGCUUACUUUAAUGGAGUCUAGUGCGACAAUGUACAUUUGUUACUUACAUGUGUUUGGGUACAGGCAUAGAAAUUAGAAUCCUCUUGGUAAGUCGCUGCCCCAUGGAGGAACAUUGUGGCUUUGGCGCAAGACAAAGUGACUUACUCCAGAGGAAUUCAUUUUCCUCCUCUCUGUUUGGUUUUCUGAUCUUCUGUUCAUCACUUAUCCAAAGCAAUGGCUGAAAGCCCAUGUAAAUGUUUGUAAUCAGUGUUUCUUUUACUGUUUUUUUCAAACAUUUUGGGAUAGAAAGACUUCAAUAGCAGCUAAUUGGAGUAAAGCACAUAUAUGGUGAUCUGUCUAAUAUCCCAAUCUUUGGUGGCAGUUAUCCUUUUAUAUAUCUCAUAUAUUUUCACGUGGGUCUAUAUUGUAUGCUGAACUACUUGUAUAAAGAGGAGAUAUCAUUGCAAA